Guillardia theta CCMP2712 is the source of this 736-nucleotide messenger RNA. RefSeq lists its product as hypothetical. NCBI's taxonomy places the organism in Eukaryota, Cryptophyceae, Pyrenomonadales, Geminigeraceae. The transcript has a single exon. The record is from RefSeq and is a predicted model, not a curated record. The annotation marks the transcript as partial.
UUGAACGGAGUCAUUCAUGAUUCAGGUACAGGCUAUGGUCCAGAAUCUGCAUCUUCCAAGAUGCUCUUCGCAAGAGGCCUUGCAAGACCUUCUCGCCGUCUCCCAUCCCCCAUGGCUCUCCUCGCACUGCUCCCUCAAGCCCUCAAGAUCCCUCCCUGCUCUAGCAGACCUCUCCCUCUCCUCCAGCGACGACCUGGACCCCUCCAACCCCUCCCUAGCCCCUCCCGUCUGGCCAGCUCACAGCGUCCCGAGGCUCCUUGGCGGCAUCCGCCCUGCAGCUGCUCGCCACCCCAUCAUGCCAGUGAAGAAGUCAGAGCGGAGGCUGCUGCAGUCAUCGUUGGAGGAGGAAGGAAGCUGGACGCUGGUGAAGGUGCCAGACAUGAACCAGGACGUGAGGAGGGUGUACAACGCGUACAUGUCUAGGGCGAUAGAGCAAUGAGCAGGUAUGAAUAAACAGACCGUGUGAUGUCGACGGUAGGGAAGGGGGUUGCGCAACUCUGUGGGAAUCUCUCUAGUUAGGUGGAUGUCACAAGUGCGUUAUUGAAGUGGAGGAAGUGAUGCACAGAUCGAAGAAGCAUUGUGAUGCAGCACAUUUGUGAGCUAUGCCAUGUUUUGGUGCAUAAGGUUUGUUGGAAAACAGAAGAACUUUUAUCCUGAGGUAUUCAAACUCAUUACUCUUACUCAAAUCAUGUUUUAUUCUUGUUGUAGUAAAUUUUCGGUAUCAUAUAGGAAAUGU